This is a messenger RNA of Anarrhichthys ocellatus (wolf-eel), 993 nucleotides long. It is a transcript of the gene psmd9, whose product is annotated as proteasome 26S subunit, non-ATPase 9. The transcript has 6 exons. NCBI's taxonomy places the organism in Eukaryota, Metazoa, Chordata, Actinopteri, Perciformes, Anarhichadidae. Gene Ontology annotation, biological process: proteasome regulatory particle assembly. Bases 22 to 672 code for a protein of 216 amino acids. The record is from RefSeq and is a predicted model, not a curated record. Gene Ontology annotation, molecular function: protein binding. Gene Ontology annotation, cellular component: cytoplasm; nucleus.
GUCCCGGAUGUACGCGCAACCAUGAAGAUGACGGGAGAAAACAGUGCUGGAAAGGCGGAAACAACAAUGGAUGAUGUAAAAAACCUCGUUAAAACGAAAGAUGAAAUUGAAGAACAGAUAAAGGCUUAUUACGACGUGUUGGAAGACCAAGGGGUCGGAGUAGAAGGUGUCCUGGUGGACGCAGAGGGCUUCCCCCGAGCAGAUGUUAAUGUCUACCAGAUCAGGACAGCGAGACACAGUAUUUCAUGCCUGCAGAACGAUCACAAGGCCAUCAUGGAGGAGAUAGAAGAAGCCCUACACAGGCUGCAUGCUCGGGAGAAGGCCAAGCGGGAACAGGAUGGUGCUGGACACCAGGAGGAGGCGACGGAGGAGGCGAUGGAGCAACAGGUCACUCUUCCACCUCCCUUUGCACGGGUGGAUGCUGUGACACAAGGCUCACCGGCCUGUGGAGCUGGCGUCCGGGUUGGUGAUGAAGUCAUCGAGUUUGGUUCUGUGAACACGGAGAACUUUCAGAACCUCCAGAAUAUUGCUUCUGUGGUUCAACACAGUGAAGGUAAGCCAUUACGCGUCACAGUCAUCCGGGACGGCCAGAAAGCUCAGAUGAGCCUGACUCCACAGCGAUGGUCAGGCAGAGGUCUGCUGGGAUGCAACAUUGUUCCAAUCCAGCAAUGAUCAACAUGACAUUAUGCAGAAUUUCAAUUGUGAACCCCUUCCUCGUCUCAUGUGACCCCUGGAUGCUUUCAAGCUGACUUUGUACACACUGCAGACAUUUCUCACCCGUUUAAUUUCUCUAUAUUUUAAACUGGUACUAUUUUCUUUAUAGAAGGGCAGACUUCAGAAUGGUGUAGAUGAAAAUAAAGUGUCACUAUUGAAGAGGCCAUGCUGAGUUUAUUGAAUAACAGCUGAAUAAGCAAUGCUACAUUCAACUACACCGAUUCAAAUCUUGUAUGUUCGAACAAUUAAAUGUUUCUCUCGGGAGCAUGCUUUCACUCA